AUGAUAUCCGAGGGCCCAUCUGCAUCGAAACGUAUGAAGCUCGAUGCCCCGGGAACAUCGGAUGUGGAGGGGAAUGUAGCGGCGGCACCAGGUCUAGGCGUCGAACCUGACGACCAGGUCGCCGUCGUGACCGCUGUAGUGGAUCCGAUCCCCGUCCCAGACGUUGAAAGCGAACGCUGGAUCCAUCUCCUCUUCACCUGGUCUGGAAAGCCUUUCUCCAUAGACGUGGCAGAAUCAGACCGUGUUUAUGAUCUGAAAGGCGCGCUGCAGAGUCUGACGGACGUACCACCAGAACGGCAGAAGAUUCUUGGUUUAGUCAAGGGCAAACUCCCACCAGAUGAGGAACGGGUAGGUAACCUCAACCUCGUGAGCGGCAAAAAGUUCACACUCGUUGGAACGCCACAAGGUCAUGAACUCAAGGAUCCAUCCCAGCUGGAGUUCCUUCCGGACGUAUUGAACGAUCUGGACGUAGACUUUUCUGAGAACCCCGCUGCUGCACAGGAAUACAUGAACGAUCAGAGAAACAAGCGAAAGGUCAAAGAACAUACACAGAAAUUGCAACUCAAUAUCAUCAAUCCGCUUAGAGAGAACAAGCGACUCUUGGUUCUAGAUCUGGAUUAUACUAUCCUAGACACGAAACCACUCACGUCUGGUGCGCUCCCGCCCAACGAAUGUGCUCGGCCAAUGCUACAUGAAUUUCUGGAAGCGAUCUACCCUUACUAUGAUAUCUGUAUAUGGUCGCAGACCAAUUGGAUGUGGCUCGAGACGAAGCUAGUAGAAUUAGGUAUGCUUGGAGGUGGUCGGAAUUAUCAGAUAUCGUUCGACAAGACGUGCAUGUUCACUGUGUUCUCAAAACGAGAAGGCAAGCAAUAUAAGCACUCGGUCAAGGCCCUGCAGAUCAUCUGGAAUCAUCUUCCUCAGUUCAAUGCUAACAACACGAUUCAUGUGGAUGAUCUGGGUCGCAAUUUUGCCCUGAACCCUGGAGAGGGCCUGAAAAUCCCCGCAUUCAAAGAGGCACAUACACCACAAGCCAUGAUGGAUCGCGAGUUGGACCGACUUGCACGGUAUAUGGUUCACAUUGCCAACACAUGCGCAGACUUCCGCCAGGUUGACCAUAAGGACUGGCAUGCUAUCGAGCAAGGCCUUCCCUGA
Molecule: messenger RNA, 1152 nt
Organism: Fibroporia radiculosa
Lineage: Eukaryota; Fungi; Basidiomycota; Agaricomycetes; Polyporales; Fibroporiaceae
Exons: 12
Coding region: 1-1152 (383 amino acids)
Cellular component (GO): nucleus
Molecular function (GO): protein binding; phosphoprotein phosphatase activity
Source: RefSeq, a predicted model, not a curated record